UGAGGGAAAAAGUAAAAUGAAGAGUGUGUUAGAGAGAGAGAGAAAACUGGUAAAAGGUCGUUUCAGCGCUGACCGAUUCAGAGUGUGCGUGAUUUCUCUCCUGCAUUUUUCUUGAUUUUCUAUUAUUAAUUUAUCUAAUUUAAUAUUUUUUAGUUCAAUAUUUUAAUGGAAGUCGAAUCAAUUUUAGAAGGAACAACGGGGAAUGAACGUGGAGGGUUGUUAAUUCGAAAAAAAGAAAAUAAAAAAGAGGAGGACGACAAGAAUUUUAAAAAGCCUUCAAUUCUUGGAUUGGAUAAAUUGGCAAAAUCGAAGAGAGAAUUAACAACAAAUUUGCGUAAAAGACAAGUUAUUGAUGAAGAAAAAGGGAAUGAAACACCUGGCUUAUCGGAAAGUGUUCGAGAAGAAAUUAAAAGAUAUGUCAAAGAAAAAUAUAAAGGAAUUGACCAUAGAGGUAUAGAAGCUGAUACAAAAAAUAAAAAAGAGGAAAGAAGAUCUGGAAAGGAUUAUUAUGAAAAACGUUAUAAAAGGGAAAGAAGAGAAGAAAAACAAAAAUAUUCUUUUAGAGAUGUUGAAACUCCUAAAUUUAAGCUUCCAAACACCCCUUCCUGUUCAACUUGGGAAGAAGAUGAUCUUUCAAUUAAUAAAUCUGCAAAAAGGAGUGGUUGGGAUUUUGAAACGCCUAAAGAAUUGAAGGAAAGAAAAUAUGGAGAUUCUGAAAGAAAUAUUGAAAGUAUAUUAAAAUCACAAAGAGAAAGGCAGAAAGAAGAUUAUAAAAAGAGACAUCACCGUUAUCGUUAUGGGGAUUCAAAACCAAAAUAUGACGAAUUACCUUAUUUCAAAAACGAAAGUGAACGCAAACAAUGGGAAAAUGAGCAAUAUAUGCUGGAUAGAGAAUGGUAUGAAAGUGAUCAAGGCUAUAAUGACGAAUUUAAUCCUUUUGCACACAUUUCACAAGAAUAUGUUGAUAAAAGAGAAAAACAAAUGGAACAAACUAGACAAAAACCUAGAUUGACACUAAAACAGCAACAAAUAAAAAAAGAAAAUGAAAUGUGGGAAAAUAAUAGAUUGGCACGUUCAGGCGUUGUAAUAAAUUCUGAAGAAUACGACACUGUUUUCGACAACGAAACAGAUGAAAAUCGUGUUUCUCUUCUUGUACAUAAUAUUAUACCUCCAUUUUUGGAUGGCAGAAUAGCUUAUACUUGUCAAACAAUGCCUGUUAUUCCUGUAAAAGAUGUAACUUCAGAUUUGGCAAUAACAGCAAGUAAAGGAAGUAAACAAGUAAAAUAUUUUAGAGAACAACAAGAAAAAUUAAAAGCUCAAGAAAAACAUUGGGAAUUGGCAGGAACUCGAAUUGGUGAAAUUAUGGGGGUUAAAGCUAAAGAGGAACAAGAACCAACAGAAUCUACUAAUUAUAAGUAUAAUUAUAUUUUUUUUUUGAUUUUUAAUGGAAUUAAUAGUCAGAGCUUUCCCUCCCUUUCCCCCUUACUUCCCCGUGGGGAUGCUAUUAAAUUUUUUUUGUUGUCACCACCUCCUUCCUCGAUUUCACUAUUUCUCCUAAAAUUAGAAUCCCAACAAUUCGCUUCUCAUUUGAAAGAAUCUGAAGCUGUAUCAAUUUUUGCAAUGGAAAAAUCCGUAAAAGAGCAAAGAGAAUAUUUACCAGUGUUUGCUGUUCGUCAAAAACUUUUACAAGUAAUUAGAGAAAAUUCUGUUGUAAUUGUUGUUGGUGAAACUGGAAGUGGAAAAACAACACAAUUAACACAAUAUUUAGUAGAAGAUGGUUAUGGAAAAUUUGGAGGAGGAAUUAUUGGAUGUACUCAACCUAGAAGAGUUGCUGCAAUGUCUGUUGCUAAAAGAGUUGCUGAAGAAAUGGGUGUUGAACUUGGACAGGAAUGUGGUUAUGCAAUUCGAUUUGAAGACUGUACUUCUGAUAAAACUAUUAUAAAGUACAUGACAGACGGUAUUUUGUUAAGAGAAUGUCUUGGAGAUCCCGAUUUGGACUCAUAUUCUGCUAUAAUUAUGGAUGAGGCACACGAACGUUCAUUAAAUACAGAUGUUCUUUUUGGACUACUCAGGGAUGUUGUUGCUAGAAGAUCCGAUAUAAAAUUAAUUGUAACUUCGGCAACUAUGGAUGCCGAAAAAUUUUCAAAUUUCUUCGGUGGCCAUACACCAAUUUUUCAAAUUCCUGGAAGAACAUUUCCUGUAGAAAUAUAUCAUGCAAGAGUACCAGCUGAAGAUCAUGUUGAUGCGGCAGUUAAACAAACAAUACAAAUUCAUUUGGGUGGACAGGAAGGGGAUAUUUUAAUUUUUAUGCCUGGGCAGGAAGAUAUUGAGGUAACCUGCUCACUUAUAAAAGAAAAACUUGGCCAAUUAGAUGAAGCACCCCCUCUAGCUGUAUUACCAAUAUAUUCACAACUUCCUUCUGACCUUCAAGCAAAAAUAUUUCAACGUGCCCCGGGUGGAAUGCGUAAAUGUAUUGUUGCUACAAAUAUUGCUGAAACUUCCUUAACUGUUGAUGGAAUUUUCUUUGUUGUUGAUCCUGGUUAUUGUAAAUUGAAGGUUUACAAUCCAAAAAUGGGAAUGGAUACUUUACAGGUUUUCCCAAUUUCCCAAGCAUCUGCUAAUCAACGUUCUGGUAGAGCAGGAAGAACAGGCCCUGGACAAUGUUAUCGACUAUAUACUCAAAGACAAUUUAAAGAUGAAAUGUUGGCUACUACUGUGCCGGAAAUACAAAGAACAAAUUUAUCAAAUGUUGUUCUUUUAUUAAAAUCAUUAAACGUCGAAGAUCUACUACAUUUUCAUUUCAUGGAUUCCCCACCUAUGGAAAAUAUGUUAAAUUCAAUGUAUCAACUUUGGAUUUUAGGAGCACUUGACAAUACUGGACAAUUAACAAAUAUGGGACGUAAAAUGGUUGAAUUUCCAUUGGAUCCAACUUUGUCUAAAAUGUUAAUUCAAUCUGUUGUUAUGGCUUGUAGUAGUGAAAUUUUAACAAUAGUUUCAAUGCUUUCUGUUCCUUCAAUAUUUUUUCGUCCUAAAAUGAGAGAAGAUGAAGCUGAUGCUAGAAGAGAAAAGUUUCAGGUUCCAGAAAGUGACCAUCUAACAUUUUUAAAUACUUAUAUUCAAUGGCAAAAACAUAAAUACAGUUCUAAAUGGUGUACAGACAAUUUUAUUCACGCAAAAGCAAUGAGAAAAGUUCGAGAAGUUAGAGAACAAUUACUUGAAAUUAUGGAAAGUUUAAAAAUUGAAACAAAUUCGUCUGGAACUGAUUGGGAUGUUGUUAGAAAAUGUAUUUGUUCUGCUUAUUUUUAUAACGCUGCGAGAUUAAAAGGUAUUGGUGAAUAUGCAAAUGUUAGAACUGGAAUGCCUUGUUUUCUUCACCCAACAUCCUCACUUUUUGGAAUGGGAUAUACACCUGAUUAUGUUGUCUAUCACGAGCUUAUAAUGACGGCAAAAGAAUAUAUGCAAUGUGUUACUGCUGUAGAAGCUCAAUGGUUAGCAGAACUUGGCCCAAUGUUUUAUUCUGUUAAAGAAACUUCGAAAACUAGAUCAGAAAAAAUUCGAGAUACUCAACGAACAACAGCAGCAAUGGAAAUUGAAAUGGAAGAAGCACAACGGUUAAUUUCUGAAAGAAAAAUGAUUCAAAGUGAAAGAAAUUCUUCAAAAAGUGGAGAAAAACAAAUUGCUGAAGCUGGGAGAUCUGUUAGAUCUUUUAAAAGAAGUUUUGGAUUUUGA
This is a messenger RNA of Meloidogyne enterolobii, 3729 nucleotides long. The record is from the annotation of a GenBank genome assembly. Lineage: Eukaryota; Metazoa; Nematoda; Chromadorea; Rhabditida; Meloidogynidae.